Messenger RNA from Exophiala xenobiotica, 1914 nucleotides. RefSeq lists its product as uncharacterized. Gene Ontology annotation, biological process: DNA-templated transcription; regulation of DNA-templated transcription. Gene Ontology annotation, molecular function: transcription cis-regulatory region binding; zinc ion binding; DNA-binding transcription factor activity, RNA polymerase II-specific. The record is from RefSeq and is a predicted model, not a curated record. The coding region runs from base 1 to 1914 and encodes 637 amino acids. Gene Ontology annotation, cellular component: nucleus. The transcript has 7 exons. Lineage: Eukaryota; Fungi; Ascomycota; Eurotiomycetes; Chaetothyriales; Herpotrichiellaceae.
AUGUUCCGAAUGUCGAAUUCAGAAGCUCAGGUGCGACGCGCGCGAAAACCAUCAGAGACCGUGCACGAGAUGCAGGAAGAACAAUCUUGCCUAAAAGCCGAAUUGGUACGAGAAAAUGCCAGCCUUUAUGAGCAGUUGAACAACCACAACAACAGCAACAACAAUCACCCUUCAAGCCAGACAGAGAUUCCUGCGACAACCUGGGCCUCGCCUCAAAGUGCAAAACCUGCACCUUCACUCACUCAAUUACAACAACAAUCUGUCGCCCAAACAACCGGUCAUGACGGCCAGAUUUCGGAGAUCUCGAGCCACGCAGGCGUCCCAGGUUCUGUACCGCCUGUUGACAUACUACCGGACGUACCGGUAGGGUCCCAUGGUUUCCAGGUGGCGCCGGCAACGCUGGAAAUUGGCCAGAUUGGUAGGGACAAGAUCCAUCAUUGUUUUGCGCUCUUCUUCACACACUACGAAAUCUUCCUUCCCGGGUUGCUGGAUCCCAACAUGCCUCCCGAGGAAUACUACGAGCGAUCCCCCUUUCUGUUCUGGUCCAUCGUCGCCACCGGGGCACGCCGAUAUGCUGACGAUCCCACUCUGUUUCAGCGGGUGGUAUCUCAGGUCCAACAAAUUGCGUUGGGCACGCUCUUCUCCUGUUCCAACCCGAUUCCCACGAUCCAAGCCGUCCUGAUUCUCUGUUUGUGGCCGAUUCCGGUCAAUUCAAUGUGCCAGGAUACUUCCCACACACUCGGUGCGGUGGCCAUGCAACUCGCCGUGCAGAAUGGCCUCCACAUCCUUGGUCACCAGCAGGAUUACGAGCGUCAGAACAUUAACACGUCCAACAGCGAAGUAUCCUGGCGCUUCCGUCUCUGGAUCCAUUGUGUUCUAACGGUCCAAAACUCGAACUUGGUCGAUGGCUUUCCCUGCUGGACCGUCGCCGAAAUCGGGCACACAGAAUCUGAUCCGAUGCUGGAGCACAUUCUGUCGCCUUCGUUAUUCUACCACUACAAGCUCUACAAGGUGCAGACAGAUGCGAUUCAAGCAAUCACUCGGAGCGUGGAGCUUCUCAAACCAAAUUGUGGGCCACCGUUGAACUCGCUCAUCGACGUGUUUGAUGCACAAGUCCGAGCUUUGGCCCCUGCUAACAACAGAGAAAUUGAUGUCCUUGUGCAGAAAUGUACCCGCCUGGGCCUCCGGGCAUUCCAUUUCUUUGCGACCCCUGACGCCGCACGAACUGCCGGACUUGUCCAACUGUACGCCUUGUGCUGCAGCGUGCUGGACAUGCUUCACGACCUCGACGCGGCCAAUGACUUUGCUCUCUAUUCAACCCAGUGGCUACACCGAAUGUUGUGCUUGGCCGCCCACAUCAUCAUCCGGAUCACCUUUAGCGAAGUUCGCACUCACGUGGACCUCGAGCACGGCGAACGAGCCUUCUUCAAAGCCAUCAAGUUUACACGAAAGCGCUCGGUGGAGAACAAUGAUUUGGAUUCAAGGGCCGCACUCAUCUUGACCCAGCUCUGGGCCAACAAUUCUUCAUUCAGAAAGAAAGACGGUGCUCUGAUAGGAGACCGCAUGCGUCUGAGAAGUCGACUCUUUUCGAGCAUCAUGUCCGACAGUAACUGGCACUGGAGGGCAACCUUUGGCCAUAGGAAGCCUAAUCCUUACAAAGCCGACGAUGACGAAGGAGGAGAGGAGGCCUUCGCGGCUGAUGAGCAGCACCAGGGCAGUUCUGAUUGGACCUCAUCGUCAAUGUUGGUGCCGCCUUCUCAGCAACCACAAGGUUCGGCAACAUCGACGUUCCUGGGCGGCCCGAUGCUCAAUUUUGACGCUUUCAACGAUUUUCAAGACUGGGAUUGGACCCCCUUGAGAGACGGGAUGGAUCUCAGCACCAUAUCUCACUUUGCAGAGGCAGAUGCUGACUAG